Molecule: messenger RNA, 1008 nt
Organism: Jatropha curcas
Lineage: Eukaryota; Viridiplantae; Streptophyta; Magnoliopsida; Malpighiales; Euphorbiaceae
Product: ubiquitin-conjugating enzyme E2 5
Source: RefSeq, a predicted model, not a curated record
UUCAAUCAAACCACUUCUCGGAAAACUAUAAAACUGGAGGGAGGAGCCAACCCGCCACAAAUUAUACAGGCACAUUCAAACGCGAGCAAUACGUGCCUCAUGCGAAAACAUACGCACGUGAUCCAUCUUCGUCUCUCAAAAUUUGCCGUCUAUCUGGUUGGUAGCAAAGAACAUCUGUUAAAUGAGAGGAUGUCUUCUCCAAGCAAGAGAAGAGAUAUGGAUGUAAUGAAAUUGAUGAUGAGUGACUAUGCUGUGGAGCCAAUCAAUGAUGGGAUUAGUGAAUUCAAUGUGGAAUUCCAUGGACCAAAAGAAAGUCUUUAUGAAGGUGGUGUUUGGAAAAUCCAUGUGGAGCUACCAGAUGCUUAUCCAUACAAGUCUCCUUCCAUUGGGUUUCUGAAUAAAAUAUUUCACCCUAACGUUGAUGAGAUGUCUGGUUCUGUAUGCUUGGAUGUCAUCAACCAAUCAUGGAGUCCAAUGUUUGAUCUUUUAAAUGUAUUUGAGGUUUUCCUUCCACAGCUGCUGCUUUAUCCAAAUCCUUCAGACCCACUGAAUGGUGAUGCGGCAUCUCUAAUGAUGAAGGAUAAGAAACAGUAUGAAGAAAAAGUGAAAGAGUACUGCGAACUUUAUGCAAAAAAGGAAAAUAUCAGCAAGACACUCUCAGAAGAUAGCAAUGAAGAUAACAGCGAUGAGGAAAUUAGUGACGGAGAAAGCACAUCUAGCGAUGAUAAUGUUGCUGGUGAUGCAGAUCCUUGAGGGGUGCCAAUCUGUUUGAUAUUUACCUGUCCUUUUCAUUAUUUUUCAGUUACUAGUUGGUCAUUUAUUCAAUUGCUUGUAAAUUAAUGAAGGAUUAGUUAAAAGAGAAACCUUACAUUUAUAACAAAAAUGGUGUUUAUCAAGGACAUUAGAUGUAGUGAAAAUAUGUAAUCGUAAAUAAAUACAGUGGAAACCUGGUAUUUAGUUUCCUCUUCCGUGGCAAGUUGUAUGCAAUUAUCAUUUGAAUUACUUAUA